Messenger RNA from Alternaria ventricosa, 1125 nucleotides. RefSeq lists its product as uncharacterized. Bases 1 to 1125 code for a protein of 374 amino acids. The transcript is spliced from 2 exons. The record is from RefSeq and is a predicted model, not a curated record. Lineage: Eukaryota; Fungi; Ascomycota; Dothideomycetes; Pleosporales; Pleosporaceae.
AUGCGCCAGCCCCGAAGAGAUUUCGCUAAUGUCGUGCUACCUGAUAAUCCUCCUCCGGCUGUCCCUCGUAAAUCCAGCAGGCGGCGAUUGGCAGCCAGGACGACUGUUGAAGCCAACCGUCUACCGCGAGACCAUAUCGCUUCACAGCUGAAGCGGAAGUCGUUUCGAACGAGCAGAACAUUGACACUUAUGAUUCCGCAAUACAAGCGUUCCAGUGUGGAUCUGGUGUUUUCUCCGCAAGCCGUUUCUACCAAGAUUACCAAACCGCCGAUUACGUCUGAUGGAGCUGAGAAGGUCAUACUCAACAUCUUCCAGCAUCUAGAUCACUUCAACGAUCUAUUCUCCGCGGCCUCUAUCAACAGAGGCUUCUAUCGUGUGUUUAAACGACAUGAACUCGAUCUCAUCAAAUCUACCUUGCGGAAGAUGUCACCGCCAGCCUGGGAGUUCAGAGAGAUCGCCUUCCCUGGACACGAACUUCUACUUGCAGCAGACUUUGAGACGACACGACCUGCAGAGGAAUACACCCCCACGUCGUAUCUCAAGCUCCAGAAGCGAGAUAUUCAGGUCGUCCGCACAAUCAAGUUGGAGAUUAUGGAGAAAUGCCAGUCCUUCGUACGACCGGAAAUAUCAGCUGCGCUCAUGAGCGCCUGCCCAGCCGAGUCUGCUAGGGUCGACGAUGCAUUAUGGCGCAUAUGGACAUUUUGUAAGCUAUUUGGCUCGGGAAAAGGGCGUGAAGAGGAUCUUGUUGCGCAGAUGGACUGGCUCAAUGGUGGUAUGCUAGUCCAUCAAGCGACCUGUACCUUCAGCAUGAUGAGCACAGACCUCAUGAGCGACACAUUGGUCGGUGCGCCUGAGUGUUUCGGGCAAGGGAACGAAGGCGGCCUUACCGCCGAGCAGCUCUUCGACAUGAUGGAACUAUGGACCUGUCUUUCAGUCCUGCUACAAAACUUCGAAGGGCGCACUGUUCAAGCCCGACAAGCUGGCAUCUACGACAACACCGACAUUCGGGGUGGCGAUAUUGACGGCGAGGAGAUGAUGCUUGGUUCGUCUAUCCGCUGCAUGAUUCUGCAUCUUACUAACCAGACCAGACGAAUGGAUCUACCACCUCCUCACCUUUGGCCUUGA